CACAAACUCGUUUAGAUAGUCUCUGCGCCAACGGUCACCUGAAACAGGCAUUGCUAGAAAUGGCCAUGCGAGGGAUUGAAAUGAAGUUUCAUGGCUACGAUACCAUCUUGAACGCGUGCAUAAACAAAAGGGCAAUCAGGGAAGGGCAAAGGGUCCAUGCCCACAUGAUCAAGACACGAUAUUUGCCACCCGUGUACCUGAGGACCAGGCUUAUAGUGUUUUACAGUAAGUGUGGUUGUUUGGGAGAUGCGCGGCGUGUGCUCGAUGAAAUGCCCGAGAGGAAUGUGGUUUCUUGGACCGCUAUGCUUUCGGCUUAUUCUCAAAGAGGGUUUGCCUCUGAAGCGUUAGAUCUUUUUAUGCAGAUGUUAAGGUCAGAUGGGGAACCAAAUGAGUUCACUUUUGCCACUGUCCUUACUUCUUGUAUUGGUAUUGUUGGUUUUGAACUGGGAAGGCAAAUCCACUGUCUUAUAAUCAAGAGAAAUUUUGAAUUCCACAUCUAUGUUGGAAGUUCCCUUCUCGACAUGUAUGCCAAAUCUGGUAGAAUCUAUGAAGCUCGAAAAGUUUUUGAGCACCUGCCAGAAAGAGAUGUUGUUUCUUGUACCGCAAUAAUUUCAGGUUAUGCCCAAUUAGGCCUUGAUGAAGAGGCAUUAGAACUAUUCCGAAGGUUUAAGACAGAAGGAAUGACUUCAAAUUAUGUCACUUAUGCCAGUGUUCUAACUGCAUUAUCUGGGCUUGCUGCCCUAGAUCUUGGUAAGCAAGUUCACAACCAUGUCUUGAGAUGUGAAUUGCCCUUCUUUAUAGUUCUCCAGAACUCUUUGAUUGAUAUGUACUCAAAAUGUGGGAACCUCACUUACUCAAGAAGGAUAUUUGAUAACAUGCCUGAGAGAACUAUUAUCUCUUGGAAUGCAAUGCUUGUGGGGUAUAGCAAGCAUGGGAUGGGAAGAGAGGUUGUUGAGCUUUUCAAAUCAAUGAGAGAAGAAAAUAAAGUUAAACCUGAUAGUGUCACUCUUUUGGGUGUUUUGUUGGGUUGCAGCCAUGGAGGGAUGGAAGAUAUAGGACUGGAAAUUUUUGAUGAGAUGGCAAACGGAAAAUAUGGAGUGCAUCCUGAGAUUGAACACUAUGGGUGUGUUGUAGAUCUGCUUGGUCGUGCUAGCCGAGUAGAAGAAGCUUUUGAAUUUGUCAAGAAGAUGCCGAUUGAACCAACUGCUGCGGUAUGGGGUUCACUUCUAGGUGCAUGUAGGGUUCACUCAAAUGUUGACAUUGGUGAAUUAGUAGGUCACCAUCUUCUAGAAAUUGAGCCUGGAAAUGCUGGCAACUAUGUGAUUCUUUCUAAUUUAUAUGCCUCUGCUUCCAGAUGGGAAGAUGUUAAAAGAGUCAGGGAUCUGAUGAAUGAGAAGGCUGUAAAGAAAGAGCCUGGCAGAAGCUGGGUUGAACUUGAUCAAACCCUUCAUACUUUCCACGCUAGUGAUCAUUCCCAUCCAAGAAGGGAAGAGGUGUUUGCAAAGGUGAAGGAAUUAUCAGUCAGGUUCAAAGAAGCUGGCUAUGUUCCUGACUUGAGUUGUGUUUUACAUGAUGUUGAUGAGGAGCAGAAGGAGAAGAUACUGUUAGGCCACAGUGAGAAACUGGCCUUGACUUUUGGUUUGAUUGCUACUUCUGAUGGAGUGCCAGUUCGUGUGAUAAAAAACCUCCGAAUUUGUGUUGAUUGCCAUAACUUUGCCAAGUUCAUGUCAAAGAUUUACAGGAGGGAGGUGUCUCUGAGGGAUAAAAGCCGGUUCCAUCAUAUAGUUGAUGGAAUUUGUUCUUGUGGAGAAUACUGGUGAGUUAUGAUGGAUCAAAGACUGAAAAUAUACCUGUGGUCAUCAGGAGAAUGUGAAGAGUUGAGCAGGCUACAAUAUAAACCAACAUUACUCUGGAAAAUAUAGAAAACGGGACAUCAGUGCAUUGCAGUAACUUCAAACAGAAAGAUUGAUGUUGGUCUGGACAUCGGAAAUGAAAAUUAGCUAGAGAUGAUUGCGGCAGAGCAAGUAUCACAUUAGAGUCAAGCUGACAUCAUUCAUAACCUGAUGACAGAUUGUCAUGAUGAAGGAUAGAGCAACUCCGCUGGGUGAACAAUCUACCUUAAGAAAGAUUACUUGUAUUU
Messenger RNA from Rubroshorea leprosula, 2140 nucleotides. Lineage: Eukaryota; Viridiplantae; Streptophyta; Magnoliopsida; Malvales; Dipterocarpaceae. The record is from the annotation of a GenBank genome assembly.